Messenger RNA from Moesziomyces antarcticus, 2445 nucleotides. RefSeq lists its product as uncharacterized. The coding region runs from base 1 to 2445 and encodes 814 amino acids. NCBI's taxonomy places the organism in Eukaryota, Fungi, Basidiomycota, Ustilaginomycetes, Ustilaginales, Ustilaginaceae. The record is from RefSeq and is a predicted model, not a curated record. The transcript has a single exon.
AUGGUGGCUCGCUCCUGUGCGAAACGCGCCCAUCAGCUGGCUGCGACGCUUCUUCACAAAGGGGUCGGUCCAUCACGGCUGUCAACUGCUUCCACAUGCCCCUGCCACCUUCACACCAGCAGCAGCCUUUCCUCAGGAGCUUCACGCAUCGUCGCCACAUCAACCUCUUCACAGUCGCUUCCGUCUCUACGAGCAACGCGCCGCUUCACCACCUCUGCCGCAGCCCAGGCCACGAAUCGACCCAACAAGUCGAGUCGACCGCGCAGUGUAGAGCUUCUUACAGAGGAUGUGUCGGAUGUUGAGCCGACAUUGGAGUAUCUCGACUCGCUCAAGCCGCGGAUACGAUGGCCGCGCAAGGAUCGGCGUCCAUCGCGGAAUGCGGUGAAUCCGUUCGCCAAACCUUCGGCCGAGGUCAACCCGGAGGACAAGCUGUGGGAGCGCACGCAGGCACGCAUCAAUGCCUCCUUCACGCGCGACCAGCUCGCGCUGCUUGGGCGCGCGGCCAAGCUGCCCGGCAGCUACAGCGCCAAGGUGCGCAAGGACGAUCUAGUGCGUCGCAUCAUGGUGCAUCGUUUCGGCAUGCUCGAUGCCAAGGAACGCGCCGACCGCGAAAGGCAGGAGGAGCUGCAGAGGCGCUCGGUGCGCAUCGGCUUCCGUCCCGCCGAGCUGUAUCUUCUGCUCGCGAGGGGAUCGGAUAAGGUGCGUCAAGAAGCAUCCAGAGCACACGUGACGAUUCUGCUCCAGUCGGCAGCCGAGAACGACAGCGCCCAGGAUCAGCUGGGCUUCUGGAUCCGCGGCAAGGACGAAGGCAUCGCACGCAUGAGCAAGUGGAUCGAGGAUUUCAAGCACUCGAUGCACACCAGGGAGGAGGAGCUCACGCUCUUUGCACCAUCUGACGCACCUGCUGCCGAUGCAUCAGCCGCACAGGCCUUCCCGCCCGAGCUGGUGCGCUUCAUCCUGCAGCUCUCGACGUGCUUUAUCGAAGCGGGACCGCUGUCGGAUGGAAAGGCGAAGCUGUCGCUGACGUACCUGCACGAGCGCGAUGCACAGAAGGCGGUGCUGCUGCUGCGACAGUACCAGGAUGCGGCGGCGGAGGCGACACAGCGCAUCGGUGCGGUCGCGUACCGCGGCUCGGAUGUCUCUGGACAGGAGUACGCCAUGCUGCCAUUCACGCCCAACGAGCCGACGUCAUGGAUCAAGCAGGCCGACGAUGCGCUGUACGGCACCUCGUCCGACCUCUCGUUCCGCGUGACGCACGUACUCGAGCUCAAUGCGCUCUCCAUCUUCCCCGUCUCCAAGUUGUCCGACAUGGCGCUAUCGGGCUGGGCGACUCAGGGCGAGAUGGACAUGUCCGACCCCUUCGGUGCGCUGUACGAGGCAGCCUCGCUAGCCGCCAGCGAGGCGAGCGAAGGACGACAGGUCGAGUACAGUGCAUCGCUCGGUCAUCUGCUGUACAGCAGCGAUGCGCUGACGCUGGCCGACGAGCAGGUGGGCGAGGACGAGCUGGUGGCCAAGCUGCAGGACCCGCUCAUGGCGCCGCGUCCGGGCUCGUGGCCGCUCGAGAGCUUUUUGGAGUGGACGCGCGAGUUCCGCGCGCGCUUUGGCAAGGAGGCAUCGCGCUUCGUGCCCGCCACGCUGUUCCGGUCGCAGAAGAACGUCUCGUUCGACAUCUGGCUCGAACGACAGGGCUACACACUUGCGCCCGACGCUCCGCGCGUGGGAUCCGAAAAGGUGGUGCUCGUCUACCGCCCGGCCGAGGCGGGCUAUGCUGCACCGCUGAACAAGCUCGAGCUGACCCUCGCGAGGAAGCAGGAUGCCGACGCGGGCGGCGCAUGGCUGGUCGAGACGGCACAGUGGGUGGCGAGUGCACAGAGCGAUGUGCUGGUGCCGGAACGAUCGGCGGAUCUGCGACUGGGAGCAAGGAUUCUACACCCAGUCGACGAACACGCUCGCACGGGUGUCGAGCAGGCGCUGACGGGAUACCUCAGCCCGCCUCGAGACCGCGCCGAGGAGACGGACACCAGAGCUGAGGCUGAAGCGCGUCCAGCAGCCGCAAGUCUCGCAACCGACACGGGGGCUUUGCCGCCAUUGACGCUCCAGCUCGACGGUGCAGCAUGGGCGCUCGAAAGUGCCACGCGACACACGAUGCAGCAGUACCACUACCGCUCAUCCAGCACCAUGUCCGAUGCAUCUCCCGCGGCCGAAGACUCCGACACUGCUUCAAGCGCAGAAACGGACGCAGAGCAGGCUGGCGAAACCAAGCCCGAGCAAGCGGUGUCGCAGGUGCUGCUGCGCGAGAUCUCGCAGGAUCUAGUCACGUCCACCACGACCGAAUCGCUGCGUCUGGUCUGGCGUCUGGCCUCGUCCACCCAUGCACUGGCAUGGCAAAGCGUCGUACAACCCAUCUCAGCGCUGCUCGACCGUCACGACAUGUCGAUCCGCUAA